UCCUCCUUUUCCGCCCAAACCGUCCCCUCCCCUCCCGUCCCCUUCCCCUCCGCUCUCUCCUGCUCCGGCACCGGCAGUAUCCGUCCGCCACAAGCUUCGACUACGCGCGCCCGACCGCUCUCCGUCGCCUCCGUGCCAGGUCUCCGUUCUCCGCUGCGGGUUUUGUUCUAAAAAUUGUUUCUGAACUUCAUUCAGCUUCGAGGGUACAGCUUUGUACAAUAAGAACACCCAGCUCGUCAGAAACUGUCUUUUAAGAAUCAAGCUAGAUUCUCGUUUCAGGGAAGAAUGACAGGAUCAUCAGUUGUGGGUUCUUUCAGUGCCUAGAAGACGCUUUUUCCAUAAUAUUUUUUAUCAGAGGCUGUGAAGUCAGUUUGUAAGGGUGUAAAGAUGGACUACCCUGCUGGUUCCUUCUUUUCAUCAUGGCCUAGCAAUUCUGCGUCUGAGAAUUAUAGUUUUGUUGAUGGCUCUGUGGAACCAUAUGCAGAAGAAGGAACUAUGCCACCUACAGGAUAUUUCAGAGCUAGAUCAGAUCAAAAUUUGAAGUUUGAUGAGCAUGAAAAGAACACUGCUGUGUUUACAAAUGGAUGUUUGCAGUACAGCACUCAGGCUGAUCUAUUACCCAGCGAGAAUCUAUCAGAGGAUAAGCCUGCGAACAGCCUCGUGGAGCUUCAGCAACAUCAGGACAAUGGCAGUCUGCAAAGCAAUUUAAUCCCUCAAGGGAUUCUUCAGUGCAAUUCAACACCUGGAAUAUUUGACGCGCAGUUGGAUACCCCUGGCCUUCUCGAACUACCUCAUGCCUUGUCUAGUUCAAUUGAAAGCAAUGAGAGUGAAAUUUCAGCUUUUCUUGCUGAUGUACAAGCUGUUUCUUCAGCCUCAACUCUCUGUUCCACAUACCAAAAUGUUUCUUCCUACAUGGAACCAGUAAACCUAGAAGCUUUCAGUUAUCAAGGGGCACAAAAUGCUGCUAUGUUCAAUACAGGCUAUUCAAAUGGGAACCUUCCAGUAUCUGAUAAGGCUACCAUGGUAUCACUACAUGAUAGCAAAGGAUUCACCAAUGGUAGCAUCUCAUCUUUGGCUACGGCCCAGCAAUCACAACUAGCUAUUGGUGGUUUGAAGGCUGAACAACAGGAGCAAUAUACAAUGUGCAAUAUUCCUCUUCCUUCUUUCGUUUCUGGUAGUCCGACGGCAGUUACUGAACCACAAGGGGCACUGAUUCCUUCAAAGAUAACAUCUAUGAUCCAUAGCAAUAAAAGUGAAUACCCUGUACCUAUCAGCCGUUCUUAUGAUGCGCAACACCAAGCAAAUUCAGCUCAUGGAAAUGUUGUCAGCGCAAAGCCACGUGCAAGGGCUCGUCGUGGACAGGCAACAGACCCUCAUAGUAUUGCUGAACGGCUUCGCAGAGAGAAAAUUUCAGAGAGGAUGAAAAAUCUCCAAGAUCUUGUACCAAACUCCAAUAAGGCAGAUAAGUCAUCAAUGCUUGAUGAAAUAAUUGAUUAUGUGAAAUUUCUUCAGCUUCAAGUGAAGGUCUUGAGCAUGAGUAGGCUAGGAGCUCCUGGGGCAGUUCUUCCCCUCCUCGCGGAUUCUCAAACUGAGGGCCGUAGCAAUCUACUGGACAUAGCAGACCCGGAAGAUAGCUUGGUAUUUGAGCAAGAAGUUAUAAAGCUGAUGGAAACAAGCAUCACCAAAGCAAUGCAGUACCUUCAGAACAAGGGCCUCUGCCUGAUGCCUAUCGCCCUCGCUUCAGCCAUAUCCACCCAGAAAGGCACGUCAGCUGCUGCAAUUCCUCCCGAGAGGUGAAAACCCAGAACACAUCGUGCUCCUCCCAUCGCCAUAACCAUCACCAUCGCCAAGUGGAGGAAUGUGCAAGAUAGGAAGUUAUGAGAGAACUAAAACUCCGGGAUAUGAAAUAUAGGAGGUCUCUGACUAAGCCAAAAUUAUGGCCUAAUCUACCAGUAGUUUACCUUUUUCUUUGCUGCACAUCAGUUGCUGUGUAUUCUUUUGUUUUUUGGGUCGCGUCAGCUUGCUAACUGGGUGCAAGUGUUCUGUCACCUUGGAUGGUUGUACAUGGAUGGAUCAUGCGGUUUA
Messenger RNA from Lolium rigidum, 2085 nucleotides. RefSeq lists its product as uncharacterized. Gene Ontology annotation, molecular function: DNA-binding transcription factor activity, RNA polymerase II-specific; protein dimerization activity; RNA polymerase II cis-regulatory region sequence-specific DNA binding. Gene Ontology annotation, cellular component: nucleus. Gene Ontology annotation, biological process: regulation of transcription by RNA polymerase II. The record is from RefSeq and is a predicted model, not a curated record. NCBI's taxonomy places the organism in Eukaryota, Viridiplantae, Streptophyta, Magnoliopsida, Poales, Poaceae. The transcript has 9 exons. Bases 388 to 1797 code for a protein of 469 amino acids.